Messenger RNA from Cladocopium goreaui, 2849 nucleotides. The record is from the annotation of a GenBank genome assembly. NCBI's taxonomy places the organism in Eukaryota, Dinophyceae, Suessiales, Symbiodiniaceae.
AUGCCUGGAGCAAUCUUUGAAAAAGUCCUUUUGCAAGUGGCUUCCACAGAGGAGACUGACUCCAAGGAUGCAGCAGAGGGACUGCUAGUGAUGACAGACUCCGAGGAUGAUUCAGAGGACCUUUUGCAAGUGGCUUCCGCAGAGGAGGAGUCCGAGAAGGACACGAGGCGACUCUCAUUUGGUACGACGACUACGGGGGUGCCUGAAGAGGAUGAUGUGCUUCAGGAGCUUGAUGAGUCUGACGAGGGGGAGGAUAUCAUCAAGGUUGAAGAUCAUCCGGACGGAGAUGGCGUUACCCAGGCAUCCGCGCAGCAAGGAUUGCUCAAUGCUGAGUCUGAGGAUGAUUUAGAGGCACCGGAACUGCUCAAGACUGAGUCCGAGGAGAAUCUGGAGGCGGCGAAACCGCAGAUAUCCGGUGAAAGCAGUAAUUCGGACGGCGAGUCCGAGGUCAAGGAAGCGGAAUCCAGGUUUGAAGAGAACUCUUCAAACUCGAAUGAGGUGGAUGGUUCGAAUGGUGCUUCAUGCACUGGGGCACAUCAAUCAGAUUGCACGUGGGCUUGCGAAGUUGCAACAACCUUGCAAACAAGCGAGGGUUCCGAUGCUGUCAAUGGAGUUGUUCAAAUCGGUGCAGCUGAUGCAUGCGCUCCUCAGAGCGAAUCCUUGGAGGCCAAUUUCCUUCCUGAGAUAUGUCUUCACGUGCUGGGUUUUCUUCCUGUGAAAGAAGUGAUGAAACAGAAAGUUCGGGCAGUGUCCAGCAAUUUUGGCUGCCACAAGGUCUGGCUAACUCACUUGUUUCGCUUGGUGGACAUAGAUACACUUCAGCCGCUGAGUGAUGUACCGAUGGCGCGAGAGUGGCAUCCCAUUGAAGAGUUCACAGCUUCGAUGUCGGUGACGCGCGUUGAAACCAACUCGUCAUGGUCUGAUGUCAGAGACAGACUGCUGUCAACGCUGCGACUUCGUGGUGAUUCUUCAGAGGGCCUCCAAGGCUGCUUGCAACUCUGGUUUGGCCCUUCGAAGCGGAUUGUUGGAGGCAAGCACCUCGAAUAUUUCAAUUUCAUCAACGCGAAGACAUUGGCUACUUGCGGGCUUGGAAAGAAGCAGGAGACCUCGACGCCAGGUGGGAUUCAGUGGCCAGGCAGUGCCCUGACUAGAGCUGAGGCAUCGAACGCUGCGAAUACUCUACAAUACUUUGCGUGCUCCUUGACCUUGUACAUUUUCAUUGCAGAAUGUCUGCAUUUGCAGCCGGCUGUACAACUUUUGUUUGUCUCACAGCUGGCACGGCAGCUUGCUGAGCAGCUGGAUUGCGAAAGGGGCUGCUGCCAGCCCACAUGGCGGGUAAGUGGCAAACUGGAAACAUGGAUGCAUUUGCAGCCAGCUGUGAAACUUUUGUUUCUCUCACAGCUGGCACAGCAACUUGCUGAGCAGCUAGAUUGCGAAAGGGGCUGUUGCCAGCCACCAGUCUUUGAGGCCACCGCGCCUCUGUGUUCAAUGCCUCGACCAAUGUUUGAAACAGACCUUUUGCCAGUGGCUUCCACAGAGGAGGAGUCCGAGAAGGACAAGAACAGGCGACUCUCAUUCGGUACGACGACUACGGGGGUGCCCGAAGAGGAUGAUGUGCUUUCCGAGUCUGACGAGGGGGAGGAUAUCAAUAACGUUGAUGAUCAUCCGGACGGAGGUGGUGGCGUUGCACAGGCAUCCGGGCAGCGAGGGUUGCUGAUGACUGACUCCGAGGAUGAUUCAGAGGCGGCGAAGCCGCAGAUGCUCGACAUCAGCAGCGAUUCGGACGGCGAGUCCGAGGCGGAUCAUCCGAAUGGUGCUUUAUGCACUGGGGCACAACAAUCAGAUUGCAAGUGGGCUUGUGAAGCUGCAACAACCUUGCAAACAAGCAAGAGUUCGGAUGCUGUCAAUGGAGUUGUUCAAACCAGUGCAGCUACUCUAUGCACUCCUCAGUGCCAAUCCUUGGAGGCCAGUGUCCUUCAUCAGAUAUUUCUUCACGUGCUGGGCUUUCUUCCCGUGAAAGAAGUGAUGAAACAGAAAGUUCGGGCAGUGUCCAGCAAUUUUGGCUGCCACAAGGUCUGGCUAACUCACUUGUUCCGCUUGGUGGACAUAGAUACACUUCAGCCGCUGAGUGAUGUACCGAUGGCGCGAGAGUGGCAUCCCAUUGAAGAGUUCACAGCUUCGAUGUCGGUGACGCGCGUUGAAACCAACUCGUCAUGGUCUGAUGUCAGAGACAGACUGCUGUCAACGCUGCGACUUCGUGGUGAUUCUUCAGAGGGCGUCCAAGGCUGCUUGCAACUCUGGUUUGGCCCUUCGAAGCGGAUUGUCGGAGGCAAGCACCUCGAAUAUUUCAAUUUCAUCAACGCGAAGACAUUGGCUACUUGCGGGCUUGGAAAGAAGCAGGCCUGCAGAUUAAGAGGAGAAUGGCAGCCUCCUCGAAUUAAGCUUGCCACAUGGCCUGGAAUUUUAUGUGCCCAUGACUUCCGCAGUGAAACAACAGAGACUCAAGAGUUGUCUGUCAAUGAUGAAUGCAUCAGAAGCGGGCAAGCAUCAGAGACAGGAAAAGGCUGAAAGAUACUGAACAAUUGACUGAACGAUUGACUGAACGAUUGUGACAGACUAUUUAUCAAGGGUCCAACAGAAUGUGCAUGAAACAUCCUGAAGAAGGGUUUGUUUCAUUUUAUUUUGUUUUUCAAUUCACACCAAAAGGACCAGUUGUCAAAGUUGUCACCAUGUUUGGUCAACAGGACAUGCUACUGUGACGCAACUUGGAGGCCCACUGAGGUGUACAUAGACUUCGGUAGACCUGCAAGACGCUGAAAGCGAUGAUGUCUACCGGACAAUGGCGGGCG